Molecule: messenger RNA, 1662 nt
Organism: Striga hermonthica
Lineage: Eukaryota; Viridiplantae; Streptophyta; Magnoliopsida; Lamiales; Orobanchaceae
Source: the annotation of a GenBank genome assembly
AUGCGCCGCAUACCGAAAGUAUUCGGACAUAGCUCGAACCGCAGCCGGGGCGGCGCCGAAUCGUCCGCCGGCGCCAGCUCCAGCUCCAGCUCGAGCAGCCCAACCGCCAAGACUAAGCCGAAGCUCGACCGGCGCAACGCCAGGAAGGACAUCAAUUACGAUUACUCUGCGCGUACGCGCUCCCUAGAUUUGUACGACGGCAGCUUCCGGAUGGAGGGAGUCGACGGCGAGAUUGAGAUAAUCUGCAGAACCCUAGGGUUUUCGGGGAUCGACGACUUAUCCAUAGACCCCGAGGAGUACGAGGCUAUGAAGGUGAGAUCUUCCUCUGCUCCUGUGGCUUUCAGUCAGGAAAUCGAGCCUCACAUGGAUAGGAAAACGGAGGUCGAUAGCGUUGUAGUUGAUCUUGAUAACCGUAAUACCGAGGGAAAUAGUUAUGGUUUAACCAGUGGAAUUUGUGUGGAAAGUGGUGGUUAUGCCGAUAUGGCUACAAAUACGUGUGAUAUUAUUGGUACCGGAUUUAGGGAUAGUGUGAUGGUAACUGAUGUAGCUUCGAGCAACCAUAACUCGAGCGUUAACUUGAAUGAAUCUCGUGUAAAUGGUAUCAAAGGUGUUCGGCCGCCAAUUCUGGCACCGCCACCUCCAAUAUCUGUGCCUAUGAUUGAUAAAGAGUGCUCGACUUGGGAUAUUUUCAGAGCAUUUACGCCGGAUAGUGGCACACAAGUUUCUAGAUUUGGACUAGGAUUUUGCUCGGAUGAAGAUGGGGAAGGCGUGGAAAAGAAUGAGGAUGAGGAUCAAGUGGAGGAUAGGAGGAGAAGGGGAGUUCUGAAGGAAGAGAAUUGCGUUCCAUCAGCCUCGUGUUCGUUCACGACGAGUUCGAAUGACGAUGAUACUUCAAGUACAACGACUGAACCAAUGUUGAGCAUGUCACCCAAUGGAAGGUUUAGGCGUGUUAUUUCAGAGUGGCAGAAGGGCGAGCUCUUGGGUCGUGGAUCAUUUGGAUCCGUGUAUGAAGGAAUUGCUGAUGACGGAUUCUUCUUCGCGGUAAAGGAAGUAUCUUUACUAGAUCAGGAGGAUGAAGGAAAGCAACGAAUCAUUCAACUUGAACAGGAAAUCUCUCUUCUGAGUCAGUUUGAGCACGAGAACAUUGUCCAGUAUUACGGCACAAAGAAGGUACUGGUCUUUAUUCUUUUGAUUAGAGAUAUCAAAUGUGCAAACAUAUUGGUGGACACAAAUGGUUUGGUGAAACUUGCUGAUUUUGGUCUUGCAAAGGCCACUACAUUAAAUGAUGUGAAAUCUUGUAAGGGGACUGCACUCUGGAUGGCUCCUGAGGUUGUUAGGAGCUUGGGGUAUGGGCUUCCAGCAGAUAUAUGGAGUUUAGGAUGCACUGUGUUGGAGAUGCUGACAAGACGUUUUCCAUACUCUCAUUUAGAAACUCCGAUGGCAGCAUUAUACCGAAUAGGAAAGGGCGAAAGGCCAGAAAUCCCGGAGUCACUUUCGAACGAUGCACGUGAUUUCAUACUAACGUGUCUGCAAGUCGACCCAAGCUCACGGCCCACGGCUGUUCAGCUCUUGGACCACCCCUUUGUGAAGCGACCCCUCCCCCCUCUCUCUUCUGGCUUUACAUCCCCUCAGUUAUCCACCAAGGCAGAUUUAAAAAGCUGA